AUGCAGCCCACCAAUGACUUCGUGUCCACAUACUCAGCGGAUGCGCGUACAGAAGCGACCGAAAUCCAGGACGAGGCUGGAUACCCCGCAGCCAAUGAUUUCGAUGAUCGCCUGUGGGGCACCCUUGAGCCCCGUAGCCCGUUGCUGGACUGCGUGGCUCUGUACAAGGCCCAGCCCGUCAUCUCCAUUGGUAGAACUUCUGAAGGGAACGCGGUAGUUCUACCUCAUAUUACAAUCGGAAAUCCUCAUUGCGUACUACAGUGGGACGAGCGGUGCAAUGGCAAGUCUCACGUCACAGUGAAGGACCUUUCGGGUAACGGAACUUGGAUUAACGGCAACGAUAUCAGGAAGGGUCAAACAGCAAUCUUGAGAGAUGGCGAUGAGAUCACGUUUGGACAAUACAAGGCUAACCGCAGCUCGUCGCUGGAGGAUUUCCGCUUCAUCUAUCGCCAUAAAGCCUCCGCGCUGCACCGUAGCGUUGUAGAGGAGUUUUACCAGUUCGGUGAUCAGCUUGGACAGGGUGCAUUCGGCACCGUUAUUCGCAGCCUUUCACGUACGACGAACCAGUGGUAUGCCAUCAAGGUCCUCCAUGACAAGACGCUCGACCACGCCGACUCUAUCUCUUCAUUCCUCACAAGAGAGAUCUUCGCUCUCGGGAAGCUUCAGCACAAGAACAUCUGCCAGCUCGAAGAGGUGUUCUUCGAGAAUUCACGGAUUAGUCUCGUCCUCGAACUCGUAGAUGGCGGGGAUUUGCUCAAUUUUAUAGAAGCUCGUGUUCGUUUGAAGAACCAUCUGGCUAGCUAUAUAACAUCCCAGCUGGUCGAUACUUUAUCAUUCGUUCAUAGUCAAGGCAUCGUGCACCGCGAUCUGAAGCCCGAAAACAUCCUGCUUACUUCUACAAACCCGCCCGUCGUCAAAAUCGCUGACUUUGGUCUCGCCAAGGCUAUUAGUCACGCGUCAGGUCUCAAGACGUUUUGCGGUACGGAGGCUUACCUUGCGCCAGAGAUUGCCAAACGAAAGAACGCCAAAAAAUACGAUAAACUUGUUGACUCGUGGAGCGUUGGCGUCAUCAUCUUCCAGAUGUUAACCGGUCGAUUACCUUUUAUUAAAGGGGCGUCGCCCGAUGUCCAGCAGCGCGUCGUAGAGCGCACGAUUAGAUGGCAACUACUCUUGAAGGACGUAAAGGCAACCAAAAAUGCUACGAAUUUGAUUCGACGCCUUCUCGAGUCUAACCCCGCGAAGCGUAUGUCUCUGGCGAGAGCUAAACAUCACCCCUGGCUCGCGGGCUACCAGCAUGGCCGUGCCGCUCUAGACCCCGACGCGCUAUCCAUCAAGGCCGAAUGCGAGACGUCAGCUAUUCCCAAGGAGUGCGACUGGGACGCCGUCUUCGCUUUGGUUGAGGAGUAG
Coniophora puteana RWD-64-598 SS2 is the source of this 1407-nucleotide messenger RNA. RefSeq names its product Pkinase-domain-containing protein. The transcript has 9 exons. NCBI's taxonomy places the organism in Eukaryota, Fungi, Basidiomycota, Agaricomycetes, Boletales, Coniophoraceae. Gene Ontology annotation, biological process: protein phosphorylation. The record is from RefSeq and is a predicted model, not a curated record. Gene Ontology annotation, molecular function: protein binding; protein kinase activity; ATP binding. The coding region runs from base 1 to 1407 and encodes 468 amino acids.